Molecule: messenger RNA, 342 nt
Organism: Fraxinus pennsylvanica
Lineage: Eukaryota; Viridiplantae; Streptophyta; Magnoliopsida; Lamiales; Oleaceae
Source: the annotation of a GenBank genome assembly
AUGGAUGAAAGGGAUGCAGCAAUAAGGGAGAAGCUGAGCAGCGUUAAGGACACUUCUGAAGAGGUGAAGCAGUUGGAAGAUCAAGCUGCGGCUGUGAUGAGGGCUGCUAGGGCCGAGAUAUCGGCCGCGUUGAACAAGAUGAAGAAGGAAACUCAGAUUGAGGUGGAGCAGAAGCUGGCUGAGGGGAGGAAGAAAGUGGAGGCUGAAUUGCAGGAGGCAUUGGCUAAUUUGGAUAAGCAGAAGGAUGACACUAUUAGGGCUCUUGACUCGCAGAUUAAUGCUCUUAGUGAGGAGAUUGUGAAGAAGAUUGGUAUCAGAGCUGAUAUCUUUAGGGACAUGUGA